AUGCCCGACGAUACCCUACACCCAGAGGAUCUGAAGAGCCUCGGCAUUGAUGAGUACAACACUGCGAAGCCCAACAACUUGUUGCGGCAGAUUGGACUCUUCCGCAAGCUUGACGACGAUGGCUGGAAGCAGCAGCAGCAGCAUUAUCAUCAUCGUCAAAGCUUCGAAGAAGACCUAGAGGAAGGGGAGAUUCGGUCGUGA
Triticum turgidum subsp. durum (durum wheat) is the source of this 201-nucleotide messenger RNA. The record is from the annotation of a GenBank genome assembly. NCBI's taxonomy places the organism in Eukaryota, Viridiplantae, Streptophyta, Magnoliopsida, Poales, Poaceae.